AUGGGCACCCAUCCUGUGGGACGUUUGAGGCUCAAUGCCUCAAACAAACGUAAGGUGGUACGCUUUUUUGCUGUAGAAAUUAAUUUUUUGCGUGGUACACUGAGUGAUCGAACCUUCGAGGUUGUACAAAAUGCCUCAAAUAUUCAGAUGUUUAAUUUAACUCGUGAAAAAGCGACAGUUCGCAUAAUUAAUAAUAGUGACCGUUUAUAUUUGUCAACAACACAAUAUGAAAAGGAAGAUCAGUCACAUCAUAAAUGUACAAGUGAUGAUCUGGAUCCACUAAAUCGUUACGUCGAUGGUCAAGAUUCUGGUGAUGAUACUAGGCCAUUAUCAUAUGUAAUGGAUCGCAUUGCCGUCAUGCAAUUUUCCAUACCAGGCGAAGACAUCAUCAUACACACUCAAGAAAAUGGUAUACGGCAACAAAUGGUUGAGUUUAAUCGUGUUUUUAAUUGUUCACGCGUUGCAAAGAUUGGUCAUGGUUGUGAUAACGAUGUGUUAAUGUUACAGAAACAUGGUAUUCAGAUACAAAAUUUAAUUGAUGUGCAAAUUGGCUAUCAACUAUUAACCGCAUGA
Messenger RNA from Didymodactylos carnosus, 573 nucleotides. The record is from the annotation of a GenBank genome assembly. NCBI's taxonomy places the organism in Eukaryota, Metazoa, Rotifera, Eurotatoria, Philodinida, Philodinidae.